Messenger RNA from Fragaria vesca subsp. vesca, 843 nucleotides. Its product is annotated as protein ASPARTIC PROTEASE IN GUARD CELL 2-like. Bases 1 to 843 code for a protein of 280 amino acids. Gene Ontology annotation, biological process: proteolysis. The transcript has a single exon. Gene Ontology annotation, molecular function: aspartic-type endopeptidase activity. The record is from RefSeq and is a predicted model, not a curated record. Lineage: Eukaryota; Viridiplantae; Streptophyta; Magnoliopsida; Rosales; Rosaceae.
AUGAGUGCAGGAAGCCAAUGCUUAUCAACCGCAAACACAUGCCUAUAUCAGGUGAUCUAUGGAGACGAGUCCUACACCAUUGGGUUUUUCUCCAAAGACAAGCUGACCUUAACUCCCGACGACGUAUUCGAUGGGUUCCUCUUUGGCUGCGGCCAAGAAAACGUAGGCUUCCAGGACGGCUCGGCCGCUUUACUUGGUCUCUCCCGCGACAAGUACUCUAUAGUCGAACAAACCGCGGAGAAGUACGGCAGGUCAUUCUCCUACUGUCUGCCACCGACCGCAAGCUCCACCGGUUACCUCACCUUCGGCAGUCCCACCGGAGCUUCCAAUGCCGCCAUAAAAUACACACGGCUCACUACUUUAUCCUCUAGCUCAACUUAUUACGGCCUUAACCUGGUUGGGAUCAAUGUGAACGGGCAAAAGCUUUCAAUUCCUGCUUCAGAGUUUUCGUCUCCGGGGACGAUAAUUGACUCCGGGACUGUCAUAUCACGGCUGUCGCCCACCGCCUUCAGCGCUUUGCGCGACGCGUUUCAGGUAGAGAUGAAAAGCUAUCCUUCAGUUCCGGGGGAUGGAUUCCUGGAUACAUGCUACGACCUCAGUGGCUAUCCAACGGUGACGUAUCCGAAAAUAGAGUUUGCGUUCGGCGACGGGGUUAUGUUGACUUUGGACGCAACUGGAAUCGUCUACCUUGCGGACGGGACAAUGAAGCAGGUUUGCUUGGCUUUUGUUGGGAAUGAUGAUGCAGAUAAGGUCACGAUUUUCGGAAAUACUCAGCAGAAGAAUAUGGAGGUAUUGUAUGACGUCGCCGGAGAGAGAGUCGGAUUUGCUCCAGGUGGUUGCUGA